GGACUUUUAAUUUGAAAAGUCUCCCGGAAACACACUUGCUGCUGGAUUCGCGCUUUUGAGUGUCGGCGCCUGAACACGCAGAAAUCAAUACUCGCCGCUUUUUAGAAUUAAAAUCGAGAUAUCUGGAAAAUAAAAACUCUUAAGAGAUGUUUUAUCACAUCUCUUUGGAGCAUGAGAUUCUCCUGCAUCCCCGAUACUUUGGACCGAACCUGUUGAACACAGUCAAACAGAAGCUGUUCACUGAGGUGGAGGGAACAUGUACAGGAAAGUACGGCUUUGUUAUUGCAGUAACCACGAUCGAUAAUAUUGGAGCGGGUGUUAUCCAGCCUGGCAGGGGUUUUGUGCUGUAUCCCGUCAAAUACAAAGCCAUCGUGUUCCGUCCCUUUAAGGGAGAAGUUGUGGAUGCUGUCGUCACCCAGGUUAACAAAGUUGGACUCUUUACAGAAAUUGGCCCCAUGUCUUGUUUCAUUUCUCGUCAUUUUAUUUCUUAUGUGGUGUUUUUUGAAAACUCAAAUCCUCCAUGUUAUAAGACAGUCGAUGAGGACAUUGUGAUCCAACAAGACGAUGAAAUUCGGCUGAAGAUUGUGGGAACCCGAGUGGAUAAGAAUGAUAUUUUUGCCAUUGGCUCUCUCAUGGAUGACUACCUGGGUCUUGUGAGCUGAUUCUUCUGCCAAGAAUAUGGGAAAUAUGAAACUUGAUGCUAACUAGUUUAUGUAUAUACUGUAAUUAUUUUCCCAUUCAUUUGAAGUUGUGUUUUUUUCUCCCCUCUUUUUAUUGUUAUUUUUAUCCCCAUGUUAGUAUAUCCAUAGUUUUCCCAUGGCAAGAGUUCAAUUGUGGAGCGGCAUCAAGUUAAAUGGGAAAGACUGUGAAUUGUUUCAUUUAAAUAUCAUUAGUUGGGCUCUUGAGAUAUUGAGAGAUCCUGUGGGCAAAAGCAUUUCACAAGCAUGUUAUGGAAAGUCAGCGGUAUCAUUCAUCACAUUUUAUAAUGUAAGGUCAUUUUUAAGCAUAUUUUUGUAAAUGCCAGCCAGCCUGUACUUGAAUAUAUUUCUCUUUUGUAAUACAGCACUCACAAAAUGUUGA
This is a messenger RNA of Cyprinus carpio (common carp), 1080 nucleotides long. Its product is annotated as DNA-directed RNA polymerase II subunit RPB7. Gene Ontology annotation, molecular function: translation initiation factor binding; single-stranded RNA binding; single-stranded DNA binding. NCBI's taxonomy places the organism in Eukaryota, Metazoa, Chordata, Actinopteri, Cypriniformes, Cyprinidae. Gene Ontology annotation, cellular component: RNA polymerase II, core complex; P-body. The record is from RefSeq and is a predicted model, not a curated record. Gene Ontology annotation, biological process: positive regulation of translational initiation; transcription initiation at RNA polymerase II promoter; DNA-templated transcription.